Messenger RNA from Papaver somniferum (opium poppy), 1456 nucleotides. Its product is annotated as putative lipid phosphate phosphatase 3, chloroplastic. The transcript is spliced from 9 exons. The coding region runs from base 294 to 1307 and encodes 337 amino acids. Gene Ontology annotation, biological process: phospholipid metabolic process. The record is from RefSeq and is a predicted model, not a curated record. NCBI's taxonomy places the organism in Eukaryota, Viridiplantae, Streptophyta, Magnoliopsida, Ranunculales, Papaveraceae. Gene Ontology annotation, molecular function: phosphatidate phosphatase activity.
GUUUUGAAACUUCGAAGAAAUUUCGCCAACAACCAGAAAGAAUCGACCCCCACAUUGUAAAAGUCGAAAACCAACCGAGUUUAAUGAUCAAUCGACGACGGCAUUCUUGAAUCGUCACCUCAACUCAGUUUUUAAUUCUGGUCCCUUUUCCCAUUAUAAAACUCAACAACUACAGAUAUUCCAAACACAAAGGAAAAAGAUUAAAAAGGGCGAAAAGUUGUCUUUUAUUUUUCUCCGUCACACCUUUUGGAACCUUCGUCUGUAGACUCCGUACAGAUUUUCUGGAAAGGAUCAUGAGAGAGGUUCAGCUAGGUUCGCCUAUUGUAGAAACACAUGGAUAUGAAAGGAUCAUGAGAGAGGUUCAGAUAGGUUCGCAUACUCUAAAAACACAUGGAUAUAAACUCGCAAGAACACACAUGCACGACUGGCUGAUAUUAGUGCUUCUUGGGGUUAUAGUGCUCGUUCUCAAUCUUACUCAUCCAUUUUAUCGCUUUGUGGGGAAGGAUAUGAUGACCAACCUCAAGUAUCCUCUGAAGGACAAUACCGUGCCUGUAUGGGCUGUUCCUAUCUAUGCAGUGUUGUUGCCCAUUAUCAUUUUUGUCGGCUUCUAUAUUCGUAGGAAGGACAUUUAUGAUCUGCAUCAUUCUAUACUAGGUCUCGGUUAUGCAACACUUGUAACUGGAGUUCUCACAGAUUCGAUAAAAAAUGCAGUUGGUCGACCUAGGCCAGAUUUCUUCUGGCGUUGUUUUCCAGACGGGAAAGAUGUUUAUGAUGCACUUGGAGAUGUUAUUUGUCAUGGAGUGGCUAGUGUGAUCAAAGAAGGACACAAGAGUUUCCCAAGUGGACAUACAUCAUGGUCCUUUGCAGGUCUUAGUUUCCUCUCUCUAUACCUGGCAGGAAAGAUAAAAUGUUUUGAUCGUAGGGGACACGUGGCAAAACUAUGCAUUGUCUUGCUUCCUUUACUUGUUGCAGCUCUUGUUGGUGUGUCUCGUGUGGAUGAUUAUUGGCACCAUUGGCAGGAUGUAUUUGCUGGGGGUAUCCUAGGUACCGUAGUUUCAUUGGUUGUUUACCAUCAGUUUUUCCCACCCCCAUAUCACAAUGACGGUUGGGGGCCUUGGGCAUAUUUCAGUAUGUUGGAAGAAAGAAAUAUUGCACAACAAACGAAUGGCGAGAAUGGCAUUAAUGUGCAGUUGAUGGGGCAGGCAGGACAACAACAACCAGAUAAAAGCCCUAACCACGUACAUAUAGGUUUGGUUGAACCAAAUGUUUCUACCUUGGAUGAUUUGGAAGCUGGAAGUAGAUCGUAAUCAUGUAUAUAGAUUCUGUCAUUUAACUCCUGUGUGUAUCUAUACGUUAGACCUCCUAUUGUUCAUGAGGUGCAUACACGGUUAAACCUCACUAACACUUUCAGAAAUUUAUAAACUACAUUCAAAAAUUUAGCUUCAUUUCAUGAUUU